Mucor velutinosus is the source of this 1449-nucleotide messenger RNA. RefSeq names its product phosphoribosylformylglycinamidine synthase (gene ADE6). The transcript has 6 exons. The record is from RefSeq and is a predicted model, not a curated record. Lineage: Eukaryota; Fungi; Mucoromycota; Mucoromycetes; Mucorales; Mucoraceae. Gene Ontology annotation, molecular function: metal ion binding; alcohol dehydrogenase (NAD+) activity. The coding region runs from base 1 to 1449 and encodes 482 amino acids. Gene Ontology annotation, cellular component: mitochondrion.
AUGGCUGCUGCUGCUUCUCGUUCAAACGUUACUCGUCUCCUGGGAUUAUUGCAAUCCGGUGCCAAUAGCUGUCCUUGUCACUCUCAUGCCCACUCUCAUGGUCCUACUGCCGGUGCCUUUUCCAGCUUGUUAAAGUAUGGUCGCAACUAUGCUAGUGCUAAAGAAACUACUGAUUAUGCUUUCGAGAUGGCUGCCAGUAACAUUCGUUUCGGUCCUGGUGUUACCAGUGAGAUUGGUAUGGAUUUGAACAACAUUCACGCAAAGAAGGUCGCAGUUUAUACUGAUAGCACCAUCGCCAAGCUCCAUCCUCUCAAGGCAGUGAUUGAAUCAUUGGACAAGCACAAGGUCAACUAUGUUGUCUAUGAUACCUGUCGUGUUGAGCCUACCGAUACCAGUUUCAAGUCUGCUAUCGAUUUCGCUCGUCAACACAAUCCUGAUGCCUUUGUCGCUGUCGGUGGUGGUUCCGUUAUUGAUACUACCAAGGCUGCUAGUCUUUACAGUGCUCAUCCUGAGGCUGACUUCUUGGAUUUCGUCAAUGCCCCCAUCGGUAAAGGUUUACCCAUUAGAAAGAAGUUGAACCCUUUGAUUGCUGUUCCCACUACUGCUGGUACUGGUUCAGAAACCACUGGUACUGCCAUCUUUGAUUAUGAGCCUCUCAAGACCAAGACUGGUAUUGCUCACCGUGCUCUCAAGCCCCUUCUUGGUAUUGUCGACCCCUUGAACACUCGCAGCAUGCCCUCUCAAGUCCAUGCUUCCAGUGGUUUGGAUGUCUUGUGCCAUGCCCUUGAAUCAUACACUGCCUUGCCUUACAAUCAGCGUUCUCCUCGCCCCAAGGAUCCCAUUGAGAGACCCGCUUACCAAGGUUCCAACCCCAUCAGUGAUGUCUGGUCACUUCACGCUUUAAAGAUGGUUGUUGAAUAUCUUCCUCGUGCUGUCAAGGAUCCUGAGGACCAUGAAGCUCAAAGCCAAAUGUUGCUGGCUGCUACUUUUGCCGGUAUUGGUUUCGGUAAUGCUGGUGUCCAUCUCUGUCACGGUUUGAGUUAUCCUAUCAGUGGUCUCAACAAGAGCUAUAAGCAUCCUGGUUACAAUGUUGAUCAUGCUAUUGUUCCUCAUGGUGUUUCCGUUGCUUUGACUGCACCUUCCGUCUUCCGUUUCACUGCUGCUGCAUGCCCUGAUCGUCACGUUGAUGCUGCUGCUGCCUUUGGUGCUGAUCCUGCUCACAUCAAGGAAUCCAUGGCUGGUGAGGUCCUUGCUGAGAAGCUCACUCGUUUCCUCGAAGAUUUGGGUGUUCCCAACGGUUUGAGUGCUCUUGGUUACGAUUCUUCUUAUAUUCCUGCUUUGGUUGAAGGCACCUUGCCUCAACAUCGUGUCACUAAGCUCGCUCCUGCUCGUGAGCCCGCUCGUGAACAAAUUGCCUCCAUUUUCGAGAAUGCUAUGAAGAACUACUAA